Rangifer tarandus platyrhynchus (Svalbard reindeer) is the source of this 528-nucleotide messenger RNA. Lineage: Eukaryota; Metazoa; Chordata; Mammalia; Artiodactyla; Cervidae. The record is from the annotation of a GenBank genome assembly.
AUGGCAGGUUUUCAGACCACUCCAUGGAGGUUGAUUUCUGGAGUUUUAGGAGUAAUAUGCCUUUUGUUGAUGGCAGCUUUGGGAGUUUUGUUGAAAAAUUCACUUACUAAACAAAGUGUUCAGCUUGGACCCUCCACAGAACUCAGUGAAGAAUCUGGCUGCUAUUUUUGCCAAGAAAAGUGGAUUGGCUACCAAUGCAACUGUUAUUUCAUUUCUAAUGAAUUAAAAAAAUGGAAAGACAGUAGGGAUUUUUGUGUUUCUCAUAAUUCCAGUCUACUUCAGAUACAAACCAGAAAUGAACUGGAUUUUAUGAAGUUCAGUUCCAGUUCUUACUGGAUUGGACUUUCUUACAGUGAAGAACAUCAUGCCUGGUUGUGGGAGGACAAUUCUACUCUCUCCCAAGAUCUAGUUCCUUUAUUUCACACUGUAAAUCCAAAGAACUGCAUAAUAUACAGCCCAAGAAGAGGUGCUCUGGAUGAAGACUGUGAAAGUACAUAUAGUUACAUCUGUAAGCAACAGUUUAUUUAG